CUAUUUUUCUAAUAAUGAAAAACAUUAAACACUUAAAAAAUAAACGAACUUCGAAUUGAACACGUAGCUGUCUCUUCUGCAAACACAAGCGAAGGUAGAGCAAGCAAUAAAAGCCCAACACAAACACGACGCAACAACAAUUCUUCUCCUUGUUCCACAACCCAACACUCUCACAAAUUCAAUUCUACAUCCCAAACAUGAAUUUCCCCCAAAAACCAAAACUCUAUCAAACUCUACACCCACAAAUACAAUACUAACAACAAAUACCCAGUUGUAGAGUAGUACCAAAUUGUGUCUAUUUAAUUCCCUUCAUUUUUUGGUCAUGAUUUUUUACAAAACCAUAUUCCUAGUUCUCCUCACUGCCGUAGUUUGUUUCGUAAUUCGAUGGUUAUUAUUCAAAACGGGAUUAAUAUACGCCACAAAGAAACUGCAAAGAAAGUUACAAGAUUGUUUUCACGUUUACCAAUACCUCAAAGUCCCCGAAUUCAACGAAAACAUGCAACGAAAUGAGUUAUACCGUAAAGUUUCUCUUUAUUUACAUUCUCUUCCUUCUCUCGAAGAUUCUGAUUUCACAAAUCUCAUUACCGGUCACAACCAAAACGAUAUCGUUUUAUCAAUAGACUCAAAUCAAUUAAUCGAGGACCGUUUUCUCGGCGCUACUCUAUUCUGGUCUAAUAAAAAAACCGAACCGGACAGAACCGGUGCGUUCGUUCUCAAAAUUAGGAAAACCGAUAAACGCCGAAUUCUGCGGAGUUAUCUCCGCCAUAUUCACGACGUCUCCGACGAGAUAACGAACAGAGGAGAACGUGAUUUACAGUUAUUCGUUAACGUCACCGGCAGUGACGGCGGUGGUGGCAGACGAACGAGGUGGAAAUCUGUUGCGUUUACUCAUCCAGCGACGUUUGAAACUAUGGCGAUGGAAACGGAUCUGAAAAACAAAAUCAAAUCGGAUCUCGAAUCGUUUCUCAAAGCGAAGCAAUACUAUCGGCGAAUUGGCCGAGCGUGGAAACGGAGCUUCCUUUUGUACGGUGAAUCCGGUACCGGCAAAUCGAGCUUCGUCGCCGCGAUGGCGAAUUUUCUUUCCUAUGAUGUUUAUGACGUUGAUCUCUCUAAGGUUCGCGGCGAUUCAGAUCUGAAGUUUCUCCUCUUAGAAACGACAGCGAAAUCGAUCGUCGUCGUGGAAGAUCUCGACAGGUUUUUAACGGAGGAAUCGGAUUCGGCGGCGGUUACGGCGUCGGGAAUUCAGAAUUUCAUGGACGGAAUUCUAAGUUCUUGUUGCGGCGAAGAAAGAGUGAUGGUGUUCACGAUGAACAGUAAGGAGUUUAUCGAUCCGAAUUUUCUUCGACCGGGUCGGGUUGACGUUCAUAUCCAUUUUCCGGUUUGCGAUUUCUCGUCGUUCAAGACGCUUGCGAAUAGUUACCUUGGAGUUAAAGAACAUAAGCUGUUUCCUCAGGUGGAGGAAAUUUUCCGGCACGGCGCGAGUUUAAGCCCUGCCGAGAUCGGUGAAUUGAUGAUUGCGAAUCGGAACUCACCGAGUCGGGCUAUAAAAUCGGUUAUAGGGGCGUUACAAACUGACGGUGAUGGGAGGGGGUAUGGGGAUAUGAUCGUACGGCAGAUAGAGGAUGGUGACGUGGACGAAGUUCAAAACGGUGUUCUAUGUGGCGUUGAUGGAUUCUCUACGGUUAAGGAUAUACGGAAGCUGUAUGGUUUGUUUAGAUUGCGGAAUGUCAAAAGAAAUCGCUCGUCGAAUUUAUUGGUCAACGUGGGGGGAUGAUUAAUUGGUAGUACUCCUUUGGAAAAUUGGGACUUUUUUUUUUAUUAAAGGAAAUUGGAAUUUUGUUCAUACAAAAUAUUAGGUAGUGCAUUGAUUGGUUGGAUAUCCAAUUAAAACUGUUCAUAUUGGUACUUUAGAAAUGAUUUGUAAAGGUUUACUAGAAAUUAGAAUUAAUUUUUUAUUAUAAUUAAGAGCAUGUUUGAUAUAGGAUAGAAUUAUUAGCAAAAGAUUUUUUUUUCUAGAAUAACAAAGGAAAACUUUGAUAUUAUAGUUUGGACGAUAAAACCACCCUGUAUAGUUUUGUUUUUCCAUACCCCAUUAGAUGGAUUCAGUCACUUGUCAUGCAUAGUUUUUCACACUAAAGAAAAAAGUUCAAGAUUGUGCAUUU
Cicer arietinum (chickpea) is the source of this 2162-nucleotide messenger RNA. RefSeq names its product AAA-ATPase At2g46620. Lineage: Eukaryota; Viridiplantae; Streptophyta; Magnoliopsida; Fabales; Fabaceae. Gene Ontology annotation, molecular function: ATP hydrolysis activity; ATP binding. The record is from RefSeq and is a predicted model, not a curated record.